Caenorhabditis auriculariae is the source of this 1434-nucleotide messenger RNA. Lineage: Eukaryota; Metazoa; Nematoda; Chromadorea; Rhabditida; Rhabditidae. The record is from the annotation of a GenBank genome assembly.
AUGAAGACGACAGUUCUGCUGUUGGCCGCAGUUCUGUCCUGCGCAAAUGCUUCGUUUCUGCUCGACUACACGCUUCCCGACAGCGUCAUCCAGCUGAUGGGUCUUCGCGAAAAGCCGACGAACGUCUGUUCCCGAAUUUUUCUGGAGUCAAACUGCGGAUUUUCAGAGAGCCAUCUCUGUCUGCCAGGACAUCCAGUUCAACUACUGCCAAGUAGCGUCAAUGUCAGUUAUAUGAAUUAGCUUUGACUCAGGCGAGGUUCAACGAGUUUUUCGGCUUCUCACCUGAAGUGAGCUAUCGCAACGGCUCUUACAUCUACACAAACGUGCAGAAGUUCCUCGAGAUGAACGUCACGGAGUUCACCAAAGUCUGCAAGUGAGUUUAGAAGAAGAAGAAGCCUUUUUUUCAGAAAAUUUUAAAAUAUUCAAGUUCUUCGCAUCAUAGUACUUCUUACAGUUCAGAAUGUUCGCUUUUUGUCGAAACUUGGAGAUUUUUUAUUUUUCAAUCCAACCCAGAGGUGAAUCAAGAAGGGUCUCACUUUGCUGUUUCAGCACUCGGACACAAUUCUACCAAUGCCUAGGAACGUCUUACUAUUCCUGUUUGAGUCUUUUCACGCUCCUCAACCGUCCCAAUCCCGACUUCCCUAACAGUACUUUACUUCAUUUUAAUUAAAUCUAUAUUACAAUAUCAAAAUUGCAGCUUUCGACUACGUCCGCACGUUCCGCGGCCUCGAGUACGCUUGUACCGGCGGAUUCCAAGGCUAGUAGCAAGUCCGAAAUGUGGAGUGAAAUUUGAAACUACAGAAGUAGCCUUCCAGUGGGACUGCCUCGGCACUUUCCCCACAACUAACAGCUACAAGAACUGCAUCACGCAAUUCAACGCCACCGUCGGCAACGACUUGUGCUCGUGAGUUUUGUGAGGUUCAGAACGGUGCUUCUGUUUCAGGAAUGCUUGUUCAGCGCCUUUUUAUUUCAAAAAACUUCUCAAUCUUUGAAUUCAGAGCUGUAGACGCAACCGGUCAAUGUUUGAACGACGCUUACCGUGCCGCCUGCAAUGAUGCCGGAGUGAGUCUUGUUCUAUUUUUUUUUCAGAAUCCCUCACCUUUCAAGAAAUGAAUCAAAUUCAAUAAUUUUGAGAAAUAUAAACUGCUCCUAUUGUCAUAAAUCAGUUUUUUUAUUUAAUUUUCAGUGAAUUCAUUAGUAGUUUUGCUCAUUUUUGAAUUCGAAAUGUACUAUCAAAGAAAAAUCGGAAGACGGCCUUUUAAAAUAGCUUUUUUUUAACUCAAAAGCGAACAUUCAUUCAAUGUUUUUAGACCCUAAAAAGAAAACUUCAUCAUUUUUGUGUGUUUACAGGCUGGCUUUUUCGGAUGUGAGAACUUCCGGUCGACAUUCAGCGACGCUUGUUGGGGUCUUCGUUGCCAAGUCAAUCAGUUCUAG